UUAACAAACCAUCCACUCCCAGCAGAUGCUAGAACUAAUACCCCAUCAAAGACUAGGAAAGAAGCAAUGUGCUUUGUGAAAGUUUUCAGUGUCUCUGAAACAGGAACACAGCAGGAGGCAGGCUGUGGACCCUCAAGACAUGUGGUUCCUCAUAUGGCCUCCAGAGGGCGCUGCUGCACUCACAUCUCAUCCUUCUUGCAGCUGGCUGAGUAUUUAGCAAAGGCAAGUGACAAGAAUCAGAUAUUCAAAACCUUCCAGGCUCCAGUUUGCAGCUUUUAUCAGUUUUUAACUGAGCGGGAUACUUCUCCAGCAGACCCACCCGACACCUGCUUUCAAGCUCUUGCUUUCCUCAGCCAUUUUCCUAGCUGUCCUGUUCCUGAGAGUUCCGAGGCUCCAACCAUGCUCCUGAUGCUCCUCCAAGUGUUGGGGAUAAACUUCCUCCUGAGGGAAGCCCAAGCUCAGUCAGUGACUCAGCCUGAUGCGCAUGUCACUGUCCCUGAAGAAGCUUCUCUGCAGCUGAGAUGCAAGUAUUCCUACUCUGGGACACCUUACCUGUUCUGGUAUGUCCAGUACCCAUGGCAGGGGCUGGAGCUGCUCCUCAAGUACUAUUCAGGAAACCCCGUGGUUCAAGGAGUGAAUGGCUUUGAGGCUGAGUUCAACAAGAGCGACUCUUCCUUCCACCUGCGGAAAGCCUCUGUGCACUGGAGAGACUCGGCUGUGUACUUCUGUGCUCUGAGCGCACAGUGUGUGGGGCUGUAGGGGGAGCUGAACACAAACACCCAUGGCCGUGGGUGCUCAGACUCAAGAUCUCUCCUUGUGGCCUCUUUCAACUUGGCAAGGAGAAAUGGGAAGUUGCACAGUCCCGGCUGCCUUUGCACAGCUUAUUUCCAGCUAAAUCAUCCACUCUAUCCAAUGCUCAAUUGCAUUGGAGGAUGCUCUGUGGAAUGGAGGAGACACAUUGUCUUGGGCUGCACAUGGUGUUGAACAUAGACUCAGGGGGUGCUCAGACUCGUGAUUUCUCUCCCUGAAGUCUUUGAAAUAUCUUUUUGAACUUGAAGAAGAGAGAAGGACAGUUGAGCAGUUCCAGCUGUCCUUGAACAACUCAUUUCUACCUCAAAUAUCCACUGUCUGACGCUGUCUCAGAAGUCCUGUACAUAUUUUCAAAAUUAUCUAAUGCUCAAUCAUAAUUCCUUUGAAUGGAAGAAUAACAGUUAUUCAUGGAGAAUAACAGUGUUAUUAUACAUGAGAACCAUUUUCUGAGUGGGCAUUGCUUGGAUAGUGACUAGACUAAAUGGGUGAUGGUUAAAUACCAGAAGCUGGACUUUUGUUUGUCAUUUUAUGUGUCAUCUACAUAGAAAUGAAAGGACUGCUCUUCAGUUUUUGUCCUGAAAUUUGCCUUCUCUACUCAGUCUUUCAUACUGAAUUGCCUGUGUGUUUUUCUUUUGGUGUUAAAUGUACUGAUGAGAAUUGGUCAUAAUAUAUGAGCACUUCCAUUUAG
Molecule: messenger RNA, 1498 nt
Organism: Mastomys coucha (southern multimammate mouse)
Lineage: Eukaryota; Metazoa; Chordata; Mammalia; Rodentia; Muridae
Exons: 2
Coding region: 67-759 (230 amino acids)
Source: RefSeq, a predicted model, not a curated record